Messenger RNA from Terrapene triunguis (Three-toed box turtle), 2727 nucleotides. RefSeq names its product glutamate metabotropic receptor 8 (gene GRM8). Bases 1 to 2727 code for a protein of 908 amino acids. The transcript is spliced from 9 exons. Lineage: Eukaryota; Metazoa; Chordata; Testudines; Emydidae. The record is from RefSeq and is a predicted model, not a curated record. Gene Ontology annotation, molecular function: group III metabotropic glutamate receptor activity. Gene Ontology annotation, biological process: regulation of synaptic transmission, glutamatergic; G protein-coupled glutamate receptor signaling pathway. Gene Ontology annotation, cellular component: membrane.
AUGGUAUACGAAGGAAAGCGGCUCGUCUCCUGCCAUUGUUUCUUCCUAUUAACAGCCAAAUUCUACUGGAUACUCAGUAUGAUGCAAAGAACUCAUGGCCAGGAAUAUGCCCACUCUAUUCGACUGGAUGGGGACAUCAUCUUGGGAGGACUGUUCCCUGUCCAUGCAAAAGGGGAUAGAGGGGUGCCUUGUGGGGAGCUGAAGAAGGAGAAGGGGAUCCACAGACUAGAGGCAAUGCUAUAUGCAAUAGAUCAGAUCAAUAAGGACCCCGAUCUUCUUGCCAAUAUCACUUUAGGUGUCCGGAUCCUAGAUACUUGUUCCAGGGACACUUAUGCAUUGGAGCAGUCCUUAACGUUUGUGCAAGCUUUGAUAGAGAAAGAUGGUUCAGAUGUGAAAUGUGCUAAUGGAGACCCACCUAUUUUCACUAAGCCAGACAAGAUAUCAGGUGUAAUAGGUGCUGCUGCAAGUUCUGUAUCCAUCAUGGUUGCUAAUAUUUUAAGACUUUUUAAGAUACCUCAAAUCAGCUAUGCAUCUACAGCUCCAGAAUUAAGUGAUAACACCAGGUAUGACUUUUUCUCUCGAGUGGUUCCACCUGACUCAUAUCAAGCCCAAGCCAUGGUCGAUAUUGUGACAGCACUUGGAUGGAACUACGUGUCAACACUGGCUUCAGAGGGAAACUAUGGAGAGAGUGGUGUAGAAGCAUUUACUCAGAUCUCGAGGGAAAUUGGUGGCGUUUGCAUCGCUCAGUCGCUAAAAAUCCCCCGUGAACCAAGACUGGGAGAAUUUGACAAGAUCAUCAAGCGGUUGUUGGAAACUCCUAAUGCUCGAGCAGUGAUCAUGUUUGCAAACGAGGAUGAUAUUAGGCGAAUAUUAGAAGCAGCCAAAAAAACUAAUCAAACUGGACAUUUUCUUUGGAUUGGCUCAGAUAGUUGGGGGUCAAAAAUUUCACCUGUUUACCAACAGGAAGAGAUUGCAGAAGGAGCAGUCACCAUUCUGCCCAAAAGAGCUUCUAUCGAUGGAUUCGAUAGAUAUUUUCGGAGCCGUACCCUUGCUAAUAAUCGAAGAAAUGUGUGGUUUGCAGAAUUUUGGGAGGAGAAUUUUGGAUGCAAGUUAGGAUCACAUGGAAAAAGAAACAGCAAUAUCAAGAAAUGCACAGGCUUAGAAAGAAUUGCAAGAGAUUCAGCCUAUGAGCAAGAAGGAAAGGUCCAGUUUGUAAUUGAUGCUGUAUAUUCCAUGGCCUAUGCACUACAUAGCAUGCAUAAAGAGCUCUGUCCUGGAUAUAUUGGUCUGUGUCCAAGGAUGAGCACGAUUGAUGGUAAAGAGCUACUUAGUUAUAUCCGGGCUGUAAACUUUAACGGGAGUGCUGGAACGCCUGUUAUUUUCAAUGAAAAUGGAGAUGCACCUGGGCGCUAUGAUAUAUUUCAGUAUCAAAUGACCAACAAAAGUGCAGAAUACAAAGUAAUUGGUCACUGGACAAAUCAACUUCAUCUAACUGUAGAAGACAUGCAGUGGGCUAGCAGAGAUCAUACUCAUCCAGCAUCUGUUUGCAGCCUGCCCUGUAAACCUGGGGAAAGAAAGAAAACAGUAAAGGGAGUGCCUUGCUGUUGGCACUGUGAACGCUGUGAAGGGUACCAUUACCAAGUGGAUGAGCUCACCUGUGAACUGUGCCCAUUUAAUAAGCGACCAAAUGCCAACCGCACAGAUUGCCAGCUUAUUCCAAUAAUCAAACUGGAAUGGCAUUCUCCCUGGGCCAUCGUGCCCGUGUUCAUAGCUAUUCUCGGAAUUAUUGCAACCACCUUUGUCAUCGUGACAUUUGUCCGCUACAAUGACACACCCAUCGUCAGGGCAUCUGGCCGCGAACUCAGCUACGUGCUAUUGACUGGGAUUUUUCUCUGUUACUCUAUCACUUUUUUAAUGAUCGCCGCUCCGGACACAGUGAUCUGCUCAUUUCGACGGCUCUUUUUAGGACUCGGCAUGUGCUUCAGUUACUCUGCCUUGCUCACAAAAACUAAUAGAAUCCACAGAAUAUUUGAGCAAGGUAAAAAAUCUGUCACAGCUCCAAAGUUUAUUAGCCCGGCUUCCCAGUUGGUGAUCACUUUCAGCCUCAUAUCCAUGCAGCUUCUUGGAGUCUUCAUCUGGUUUGCUGUUGAUCCACCACAUAUCGUAGUAGACUAUGGAGAGCAGAGGACACUUGAUCCAGAAAAUGCCAGGGGAGUUCUCAAAUGUGACAUUUCUGAUCUUUCUCUCAUUUGUUCCCUUGGAUACAGUAUUCUCUUGAUGGUCACAUGCACUGUGUAUGCUAUUAAAACAAGAGGGGUUCCAGAGACCUUCAAUGAAGCAAAACCCAUUGGAUUUACUAUGUACACCACCUGCAUAAUUUGGUUAGCUUUUAUUCCAAUCUUUUUUGGCACUGCGCAGUCCACAGAGAAGAUGUACAUCCAGACAACAACACUUACUGUCUCCAUGAGUUUAAGUGCUUCAGUAUCUCUGGGCAUGCUCUACAUGCCCAAGGUUUAUAUUAUCAUUUUUCAUCCAGAGCAGAAUGUUCAAAAACGGAAGAGGAGCUUCAAGGCUGUUGUGACAGCUGCCACAAUGCAAAGCAAACUGAUCCAAAAAGGAAACGACAGACCAAAUGGCGAGGUCAAAACUGAACUGUGUGAAAGUCUUGACACCAACAGUAAGUCAUCUGUAGAGUUUCCCAUGGUCAAGAGUGGAAACACUUCCUAA